UUUACUCCCAUUCCCAGACUCCAGUCAGUCACACACAGCUGUAGUGCCACCACACAACAGACCUCUUCGCACUACAGUUGAAUUUUGGAGUGUUUUGUCUGUAUCUGCGAAGAAUCAUUUUGAGUGGAUCCACAGUUCUCUUGAAUGUGACAGUUGAGUUGGAUGUACUUUACUUUUUUUGUCUUUUUUGUGUCAGUGGAUUGAAACAUUUUAUAAUUGCUGGCAAGUGUACAAGUCUCCUAAGGAUACGUUCAAUUAUUGUUUUGAUGCCUGCUGCAUGGGCUGAGUCCUGUGCCAUCGUCAUCUCUGCAGUGCUUUGGAGUGUGCAGGCCUGGCAGAGGCAGCUCUUAUCCUGCUUCACUGGCUUCAGCUGAGCCACUGUGUCAGGGCUCGUCUGACAGAGCAGUCUGCUGCUGUGUGAGAACCUCAGUUCUGGUUCACAGGGAAGCUGCCUUAAGCAAUGCUUAAUCUGGAUGUUAUGGCAGCUGGUCUGAAUCCUCAGAUUUCUACCUCGCCAAGAUAAGCUGGAUUUCCAUGGUGCGGACAUGUCCCUUGAACCCAGACCCUUUCUGCUGUAGUUUUGAACCGCUCUCUGCAACUUCUCCUUGUGGCAUUUUCUAAUUGGAUACAUACAGGACGGUUGAUUGUGGGGUUUCUGAAUGCACCCUGCUUCCCCAUGGCAUGCUGUUUCAAAUCCCACCGCUAUGGAAGCUGGACGCUUAACACCCCUUUUCCAGAUGAUGAAGCUGAGCAGCACCACAGCACAAUGGUGGGAGAGGGGGGCAGCACGGGGGACAGCACCCCAAAGCGUAAGGGCAAGUUCUCAACCCUUGGCAAGAUCUUCAAGCCAUGGAAGUGGCGGAAGAAGAAAAGCAGCGAGAAGUUCAAGGAAACUUCGGAAGAACUGGAGAGAAAGAUGUCGACGAGGCGUACGCGGCAGGAGCUCAUAGAACAGGGAGUGCUGAAGGAGGUCCCGGACAACGAUGCAGAUCCAGAUACACAAAAGCAGGCCUAUGUGAAGAAUGGGCACACUCUGCCAGUGAGUGCUGGGGUCGGAGGAGGCGGAGGAGUCAUCUGCGGUAGCAGGAGCCCAUGCAACCAGGGCAAACUCCCCUUAGAGUCGGACUUUAGGAUGAACCCUGCCUGGCUUCCCCAGCCGGAUGAUCGCAGGGUCCGAUCUCCCGCUAAUGGGGACCGCCGGGGAGCUCUGGGCUCCAGGGGCACGGGACUUCAUGAAGACGGGUGGAGAGGGGCAGGGAUGGGUUCACGUGCACACACUGAGGGCGAGUGGAAGCCUAACAUGGUCUGGCAGGGACAGAUUCACGGCCAGAUGGAGGAGGGCAGACGCGGGGUCCGACUUCACCCUGAGGAUGGGCAGAAGAGGCCCGGUCUGCAGAAGGCCCCAUCGGAGGACGGCAGGAGGAGUCGGCCUGCGGAAACCGACUGGAAGCCCACACUCCCUCGGCAUGCAUCUGCAGAGGAGGGAAGGGCCCGCAGAGAGUCAGACAGCCAUUAUGUCCCUGACCCAGAAGCCCUUCGGGACUCCCUGCGUGAACCUCUGCCGCCUAAACAGUCAGGCGUCAUGCCUCCAAAAUGGCUCAUGAGCUCUACCCCUGACCCUGGCAGCAAGGGUGCACCUCGCACCCCGUCCAACCAUCCCACGACCCAGUACUCCUCUCCCUCUGCCCCUUCAGCGUCCAAACCCGUCCGGUCCAUCUCCUCUGCGGGAGCAUCCACUCAGCAGUCAUCUGUAGCCCCAACCUCCACCUCUCAGGGCACCAAGCAGCCCCCUCUGCCCCCACCAAAGCCCGUGAACCGGGGCAAUACCACCAUGCUCGUCUCCGCCCUGCAGGGGGGAGAGAAUGCUCAGCUUCCGCUCUACUGGUCCUGCUGGAAGCGAGAGUGCGACUAUGAUGUCUACCUGUCCCUGCCCGUCUACCUGUGCCGGCGGGCUGGAGGCCUGCGCUCAGGUGAUUUCAACCAAGCCACCGGUGGUACCAGUCUUGUGCCAGCCAAGCCCUCGCCACCCAUGCCUCCUAAGAGGACAACCCCCGUCACCAAACGCAACACAGAGGACUCCUCUGGUUCAAGCCAUCUCAUCAGCCCCUCCCCGCUUUCUCUGGAGGACCACAGCAGCCUUCCCAUGGGCUUCCAGCUACCUCUCCCUCCUCCGUCCCCUCCCCUGCCAACACACAUACCACCCUCUCCUCCCCGCCAGCACAUACACACCCAUCACCUCCACCAUCAGCACUCCUACCCCCACCCAUUGCCCCAACCCAUACCAAUGCUGUUUGACCCACCAAGUCCAACCAAUGAGUCUCCUCAGCGGCCUGCUCCUGUCCCGCUGCAUAUCAUGAUCCAGAGAGCCCUGUCCAGUCCCGGCCCGGCUCAGCCGCACCCAGACGGGUUACAGCGGGCACACACGCUGCUUUUCGAAACCCCUCCAGAGUACCAAAGUGAUCGUGGGCGCCCCCUUCCUGUCAGCAUCCAACCGCUAAAAUUAUCUGAAGAUGACUACUCAGAGGAGGAAGAAGAUGAGGAUGAAGAUGAUGAGGAGGAGGACGCGUAUGAUGGGGAGAUCCCCCAGCCGGAGCUGGAGCCUCGGAGUCGCAGAUGCUUGGUUGGAGAUGCCGGUGUUUGUGUCAUUCCAGGGGGAAACAGCAGUGAGGAAGAGGAUGAAAAUGAGGAGGAUGAGGAUGAGGAAGGAGAGCAUGACAUGCAUGGGGAGGACAGUGACUCGGACGGCCCUGUACUUUAUAAAGAAGAAGACUCGGAUGAAGAUGAAGAGGAUGAGCCGCCACCCAGUGCCCUGGCCAGCAGGGUCAAGAGGAAGGACACGUUGGCUCUGAAGCUGAGCUGCCGUCCCUGUGCUCCAGAGAGGGACAGGUUUGUUCAGGACAGGAGCAGCAGAGACGACCAGCCUCCAGGACAGACCGGCCUCACCUGGCAGAGCAGGGAGCAGUGGGAGGCAAUCCGCACACAGAUCGGCACUGCACUGACAAGGCGACUUAGCCAGAGACCCACUGCUGAGGAGCUUGAGCAAAGAAACAUCCUUCAGCCCAAAAACCAGGCUGACAGACAAGCUGAGGUUAGAGAGAUCAAGCGGCGGCUGACCAGGAAGCUAAGUCAGAGACCCACAGUUGCAGAACUACAGGCGAGGAAAAUCCUGCGGUUCCACGAGUAUGUGGAAGUCACAGAUGCCCAGGACUAUGAUCGAAGAGCAGACAAGCCAUGGACCAAGCUGACUCCUGCUGACAAGGCAGCCAUCCGGAAGGAGCUCAAUGAUUAUAAGAGCACUGAAAUGGAGGUUCAUGAAGAGAGCAGAAUCUACACGAGGUUUCAUCGGCCUUAGCCUUUCCCCUCUUCAUGGAUAAUAAAGCACUUGAGAUCUUUCUGUGGCAAGAUGCUGCUCCCUAUGCAGACAGAUCGCCCUUUUUACGUUUCCUGAAUGUAAUGUACAGAUUAUCAGGGAAAACCUGGAACUGACUCAAAACAAGAAUGCUUCUCGCUUGCUCUCCAUCGCCCUCCCACUGCAUUGCUUUCACUAAACUGAGGUGGUGGUGGUGGCUGAGGACCAGAUGCAGUAUUUCUCCCAGACAACAGGGGGAACCACGUGCCAAUGAAGCGGAGAAGUGACAGAGGACCUACAGGGCUUACUCUCAGUCUGCUGUUAUGUGGUACCCCUCAGGGACUUGGAUCUAGUUACAACCUUUAAUGCGGCCUCAUUCUGUGUUGCCUUUUUUCUUCUUUUCUGUAUAUGGAAAAGCUAAUUCAUCUUGUUAAUGUAAUAACAUACAAUAACAAUAGUAAUAAUAAUGAUGAAGACUUCUAAUACUCCACACAGUAAUAAUAGGUAAUAGAGACAAACAGGAAAGUGGGCUGGAGGAUGAAGACUGGGAGAUUCUGUUAUAGGACUGGACAUCUCUGGGAUAUUGUGUAUGUUUUAUAUAAAUUGUGUACAGACUGCUAUUGUUAUACCUUAGAAUGAAACUUGGAAAGAUCUAAUUACAAAAUAUUCUGUAAUGCACAAGAUAUUUUAUAUUGUAAUUCUGAUCACAUGAGUAGUGACAGCUUUUAUUUGAACCUUUUUUUUUAUUUGGCUUGCCUGUAUUUAUGGUUGUGAUGUGAGGUGGCCAUUUAAGCGUCAAUCCUAGAUAUAGAAAAAGGUGCUGGUCAGGAGGCUGUUGGUGUUUUUAUGUGUGCCAACAUACCCAAUGCCUAAAGGAAUAUAGGAUACUGGUUUUCAUAUCACUGAUUUUCUGCAAUCCACUGCAUGAGCCUACACAGAAUCCGACACCAAUGGAUCUGGAUAAUCUCUCUUCAUUUGUACUUUUUUUUAUGAGUUUUUGUACCUCCCUUUAAAGAUCAAACAUGCAAUGCAUUCUGUAGCCAUUUUGAAUAAGGUCAUGCUACUAGUGUCCAUACUAAGAGUAAAAAUGUAAGUUGCUGUGAUUGUAGAUCAGGGAAUUCUCCAAAAAAAUCAGAAAAUGUAUAAACGGUAAACAGGGAGUCAUUUUGGCCGGAACCUUUUGAAACUGCAGAAGUGUUUUAUCUUGUAUCAUCGUCUGGCCAGUAGCUUACAGGGUUCUCUAUGCUGUGUACAGGUUGAUCAUAGGUUUAACUAAUGCUUGUGUAUAUCUUGUCUUCCUUUCAUUUGAAAAGAAAAUUUUAAAUAUAAAAGUAUUAUAGGUUGCUAUUUUUUUAAGCACAGAAUAUUAGUUGACGAUUUAAUGCUACAAAGAAUGGGAAUAUGAAAGUGUACCUUUUCUGUAAAACUGUUAAUUUUUAAUUGAAUGUGGAAUUGUAUGGACUGACAGUUUUCUUUGUAAAUGUAAAUGGUCACAUCUUGAUCUAAUUAAACACCUUACAAUUCCUUGAA
This is a messenger RNA of Acanthopagrus latus (yellowfin seabream), 4879 nucleotides long. It is a transcript of the gene phactr4b, whose product is annotated as phosphatase and actin regulator 4b. NCBI's taxonomy places the organism in Eukaryota, Metazoa, Chordata, Actinopteri, Spariformes, Sparidae. The transcript is spliced from 14 exons. Bases 677 to 3352 code for a protein of 891 amino acids. Gene Ontology annotation, biological process: neural crest cell migration; actin cytoskeleton organization. Gene Ontology annotation, molecular function: actin binding. The record is from RefSeq and is a predicted model, not a curated record.